AUGUCAUCCCCCCCACCUACCCCCAGUAAAGAUGCGCCAAACCCUGCUGCUCUAGCAAUCCCUGCUACCCCUGCGACCCCAUCUCCAGGCACAACUGAUUCCACCACACCGACCCCUCUGGCUCCUACCCCGGCACCUGGUGUUGGCGUCUUGGUGGAUGUCCCACAGCAUGCUGUUGAGGAUCCCGGUGAUGUUAAAGUCACAGAAUUACAUACCAUGUUUCCCUCUGUGGAGAAGAGUGUGAUUGGGAUCAUCCUCGAAUCGUGCGGCGGUAGUCAAGAUAGGGCCAUCGAGCAGUUGCUCAGUAUGACGGACGAGAAUUUCAAGCCGGAUGAGUUGGUACACGUGAGGCAAGAAGAGGCGAAUCAGCUCGACCUCGAUGCGGAGUUCGCACGCUCCCUACAGAUACAAGAGGACGAGGAUAGUCGUCGGGCUAUGGCUGCUCCUCCAAACCAGCUGCCUUAUCAACCCCGGAUCCGUCAUCGUCAGCAGCCCGCACAGGAACCUCAACCUCGUCAGAGUCAAGAAGGAAUGCACGAUCGAUAUGGAUCCGCUGGAGUGACAUUACUAUUCGAAUUGCUCAGUGCUGAUACCUUAGUUGGUAAACAGACCUUUUCGUCCCUGCUCAACAAAGCCAAAGGGGCUUUUUCGGACUUUCAAGCUCGUCAAGCUCAACAAAAGGAGAUGGCUGCUCAGUCGACCUCUUGGGGUGCUCAACGUGCACAAGGUGAUAUUUAUAGACAGCCAUCAGCCCCGGGAGGAGGUAGGGGAGGGGAUCAAAAUCGCUCAAGGGGCUUAUGGAAUGACAGUGCUUCAUACUCAUCCAGGAGCGAAUCAUUUUCAUCAGACGGGACUGAACUCCCGCAACCCCAGCCGAGACAGGCUCAACCUGUCCUGCACCAAUCUGCCGCCCGUUGGCAACCCUCUGACGCAUACGAUGAUCCAUUACCACCGAACCGUACACUAUCGGGCAAUCGUAUCGAAGUGACACCAGGUCGUCGAUCUCCAGCUAGCGGUCCGAGCCCUCCACCCAAGGGGACUAUCGAUCCUGCCAAAUUGGGUAUACUCCCGAAGAAGCGUGUCGAUCUGCUGUCAACCUCUCCUCCUGUCGGAUCCGCGGGCGCGAAGGGCAAAACGCCUCUAGACGAUGAUGAUGACGAUCCUAAUCCAUCAUUGCCUUCCGCCCCUCUGAGUGCUUUGGACAAGAUACCAAAGACACCCCCCGCCUCGAGCUCCCACAGAUUGAGAGACAGUGACGAAUUGGAUUAUGUCCCUAACCCUUUUGAUGAGAGGUAA
Messenger RNA from Tremella mesenterica DSM 1558, 1296 nucleotides. RefSeq lists its product as uncharacterized. The record is from RefSeq and is a predicted model, not a curated record. Gene Ontology annotation, molecular function: ubiquitin binding; ubiquitin conjugating enzyme binding. Gene Ontology annotation, biological process: ubiquitin-dependent protein catabolic process. NCBI's taxonomy places the organism in Eukaryota, Fungi, Basidiomycota, Tremellomycetes, Tremellales, Tremellaceae. Bases 1 to 1296 code for a protein of 431 amino acids. The transcript has 7 exons. Gene Ontology annotation, cellular component: cytoplasm.